AUGGCCCGAGCAUCCACAUAUACCCAUCGAGGAACAGGGAACGAUGAUCGACCAAAGAGCAGCGACGCCCCGAAGAAAGAGCUAUGGUCUUCAAUGCUUGAUGGCGUUUCGAGCGGCAAGAGGUUACCAGAGAAGAGCGUACUCGUGCUCGGAGGGACGCCAGAAACACAGAAAGACUUUCUCGAUUCCAUACGCACAGAUCCCGAGAAGCGGCGACGGCCCCCAGAUCGUGGCCGGAAACCCCCCAUUGCAAACCAAUUCGCUCUAGGCUACACAUAUCAAGACGUCCUUGACACCGACCAAGAAGAUACUCUCGCCCGCCUGUCACUCUAUCUCCUCACCGACUCGUCACCUUCAUUUACACCACUCCUCAAGCCUCUGCUUACCACUCGCACCUUACCGAACAUGCUGGCCGUCAUACUGCUUGACUGGAGCCAGCCGUGGGCAUGGGUACGUCAGCUGCGCGAUUGGAUACGGGCUCUGCGCUCUCUCAUGAGCUCGCUAGACGACAAGUGCAAAGACGCACUCGAAGAAAAUAUCGCGAUUUGUCGGGAGCGAGGACGCAGCCGUGGUGUUGACACUGCAUUAGCCACAGCUUACGGCAAUGUACCGAUCCCCCUCGGGCCAGGCGAAUGGGACGAGCCGCUCGGCAUACCUCUCUGCGUUGUCUGUCAGAACGCAGACAGAAUCGAGACGCUCGAGAGAGAACGAAACUGGAAGGAUGACGAGUUCGACUUUGUCCUGCAGUACAUACGAACGAUCUUACUGAAGCACGGGGCUGGAUUGAUAUACACGAUGCUGUCGCAGCCUGGUUCGCUACAAACACUUAUACAUUCGUCGCUGGGCAUUCAAGGCACGCUUGAGAAGAAGCGGCUGCAAUAUAACAUCAUCGACCGUGACAGAGUGUUGGUGCCGCCGAACUGGGACUCUUGGGGAAAGAUCAGGGCGCUUCCCGGCAGAGAAGGCUUUGACGUAGAGGGCAUCAGCAGGGCGUGGUCAAUUCAGAUACAGGAUUCACGGACGACUGGGACUGACAGCAUUGGUGAGGAUGGCGGCGAAGAAGUUGCUCUUGCGGGUCAAACUAAUGCGAGCGCACAAGGAAGCGCCGUAGCGAUGUACGAAGACACCAUGCGCGACCCUGAGCAGGGUGGUGUUCCAGCUGACGGACUGUACUCCCGAAAUGGCAAUGGCAUAGAAGUGGAGUGCACCGAUAACCAAGCGUUUCUGGCUGGCCAGAUGGAGGUGCUGGAGAAGCUGCGCGCCGACGACGAACAAAUCAAAUCCAAAACCGGCCGGGAGGCACGAAAAGGUGCAGCUGCACUCAUUACGAACGUUGACACCGCGAGUGGAGCCAUGGAUGAGCACAUCGGUCCUGUACAGUUCAAUAUGGGCGGCAUCCAGGUGGACGCCGAUGACAUGCUGCAGAGACUCAAGGACCGAGAAGCAAAUCGAUUCUCUGCAGGAGAAGCGGCGCCCAUCACCUCCCCGACGGACCCAAGAGCCGAGAACGAGUACUUUGCGUCCUUCUUCGCGAAUCUUAUUAGUAAAACGGGUCGAGGUUCAGCCCCGAGUAGUUCACAUCCUUGA
Messenger RNA from Coniosporium apollinis CBS 100218, 1587 nucleotides. RefSeq lists its product as uncharacterized. Gene Ontology annotation, molecular function: dynein heavy chain binding. Gene Ontology annotation, biological process: microtubule cytoskeleton organization; microtubule-based movement. The coding region runs from base 1 to 1587 and encodes 528 amino acids. The transcript is spliced from 3 exons. The record is from RefSeq and is a predicted model, not a curated record. Gene Ontology annotation, cellular component: centrosome; cytoplasmic dynein complex. NCBI's taxonomy places the organism in Eukaryota, Fungi, Ascomycota, Dothideomycetes.